GCCUGAGGGGUGUCGCUUCAGUAAACCCCUAUGCGACAGGGGGUCUGGCCCUCCAGAGGUUGGGCUUUCCCUCCCCUGAGUGAUUCUCUGCUGCUGCCCACUUUGGAUCAUUUCUAGGGCCUUCUCCACCAAUUACCUGCAGACCCCCUGCCUUCUGUUCUUGUGUUCGGGUGAGGGCUUAUCCGCCAGGCCUGCGCUGGCCGCUCCUCCCUCCAUCUGUCACGCAGCGUCCCCCUUUGGGACGGGUUCUGGGCCCUGGGCAGAUCCCCCAGCCUGCUGGCCUCUCCCUGCGACCCACCACUGAUCCAAGCAUUGCCCGUCCCUGAGUUUAAAGAAACGGAAGGAUGAAAAGCUACCAUUUUGUCUCUUUAUAAUAUUGGUAUGAAAUUAGUACUGAACCUAGAACGACCUCAAAGUGAGUCAAGCAACACAAGAAACCCAGGCAGGCGGCCCUGAGAUAAAUGCCUCUGAGUCACCGUAGUGCAGGGGGGCCCAGGGUGGGGAGGACUCUCGGGCUGGCCUUGACACAUCCCGAGAGCGGCUGAGACGGGAAGACGACGUGAUGUCCAGGUGAGGCGGGGUCCAGGCAGGCAGGGAAGGGGCCGCCCUGAGGGAGAGGGUGACGUGGCAGAGAGAAGGGGGCCGGGGGAGCCCCGGGCUGGGCGAGAGAGUGACCCAUCACCGCCCUGCCCAGCUCAGCUGCCUGGCCAACCUGGCCACGCUGCACGGCCUCCAGGACGACUUUGAGCUCCACCCGCCGGACCUGCUGCUUUUCUACAAGGGGACACGGAGCUGCUGGCCAACCUGCCGGACCAGAGGGCCGCCCUGCAGCGUGUGGCCUUGGCCUGCCUGGGAGGACCCCGCUUGCGGCUCAGCGCCUCUGACCUGCUGCUCCUCGGGGUCCUGGUGUGCGACAUGGACGCGUCCAGCAUCGUGGCCGCGGACCCCCGUGUGCUGCAGAAUCUGCAGCGCUGCCAUCGGCUGACCGCCCCCCAGCAAGCCGCCCUCAACACGCUGCUGGCCAGUGGGGGGACCACGCUUGGGCCUCCGGGUUCCUGGAACCUAGAGGGGCUGCGGGCUCUGGGACCCCUGGCCACCUACAUCAGCUCCAGCCUGUGGAUGCAGGUGCAGCAGGUAGGGUGCUCUGGAGUGGGGGGUUGUCCAGCUGGCUGUGGACAAGGGGAGGGGCGUCCGGCCGGCCUUCCACCAGCCACUCCGCUGGGGACUGGUGUCCCCAGUCCCUCCCUGCCCCAGGGUUUCCAUCCGUGGGGCGGGAGGAGGAACCAGGGGCCCCUGCCAGCCCCUGGCCAGGGUAUGGAGUCUGUAUGCCCGCUCUGCCAGGCUGUGGGCCUGGACUUCUUCGGCAGCACGGUGGCCACAUACCGAGCUGGGCGGCUUAGUCAGCAGGACGCCAGGCGCUUCGUCACUGGCUUUCUGAAGGCCAAGGCUGAGUCGGUGUCCUCUCGGCCCAAGCGGGGCACAGCCACAGGGAGACCCUGCCUCCGCGGGGACAUCACGGCGGCCACGCUGCGCGACGACCUCUUUCUGGUGCACUAUGACUGCGUGCAGCUGGAGUCCUGCCUGGGGAGCCGCGUGCUCAAAGCCAACCUGGACCCCCUGCUGCAGCACCCGCUGCCGGCCGAGUGCCAGCGCGUCGUCAAGGCCAAGCUGGCUCGGGUCUACCCGCGCGGGGUCCCCGAGGAGCAGCUGCCGCUCAUCGCCUCGCUGGUCUACCUCUACUCCCGCUCCGAGAUCGGCCAGUGGAACGUCACGUCCAGAGACACCGUCGUGGCCCUGCUGGCCUCAGAUGUGGCCCUGGAGAACCAGACUGAGGCUGUGCUACAGAAGUACCUGGACCACAACGGCACCCUCACCGGCGCCCUGCUCGUGGCCAUCGGGGGCUCCCGCCUCUGCUGGAUGAGCGCCAGGCAGAUCCAGGCCAUCAGGCCCUCGGAGUUCCGAGCCGGAAAGACGUGCUCUACGCCAAGGCCCGCGAGGCCUUCGGCAGCACCAGGACCACGGCUGCCUAUUACCGCUUCAUGCGUCCUUACCUUGGUGAGACCCUGCCCUGUGUGCAGCAGCCCGUCCCCAGAAGCCCGCCGCCCCUCUCCCCUCACCACUGCCCGGCCCCCAGGAGGUGCCCCCGUGGAGGAGCUGCGGCAUCUGGUCCAGGCGAACGUCUCCAUGGACAUCGACACGUUCACCAAUCUGAACCCCCGUGUGCUGCAGAGCCUGAGUGUCGGCAAUGUGACGACACUGCUGGGCCAGAACGUGGGGGACCUACAGAAGGCACGGAGCCACCCGACCAUCAGCUCUUGGCUGCGCAGCCUCAACAGGUCGGCCCUUGGCGAGCUGGGCCUAGACACGGACCCUGCCGGCCUCAGCGGCCCAGGCCGCUCCACCACCGUCACCCCCAACACCGUGCCCCGGGGGUCCUACCCAGCCCCCACGUCAGGCCUCCCCAGGCACAGCGCCCCCGCCUCUGGCAGCCCACCAGCCCAUCUGGGGUACCUGCCACUCUCUGUGGCCCUGCCCUCUGGCCUCCUGUGGCUGCUGUACUGGGGCACCCCAGGGCUCAGCCAGGACUGCUCCUGGGACACCCGCACUAUGGCCUCUGAAGACGGCGCCGCCCCAGCACCACGAGCAGGGAAACGGGGGCUGGUAGCUGGGGUCCACCAUGUCCGGCAUUCUAGGGGCCCGCAGGGCUGGUCCCCACCCACAUCCAGCUCCCAGGACACGGAGCUGGAAUGAGGAUCUGGGCCCACCCCGAGGCCAGCCCUGAAGAGUUGACGGAGACGCUGUCCCAGCCCUCUGGUCUCCCUCAGAUGCUGCUGGGAGGGGGCAUCCCUGAGGGAUUCGAAUAAAAGACAAGGUGACCUUC
Molecule: messenger RNA, 2881 nt
Organism: Felis catus (domestic cat)
Lineage: Eukaryota; Metazoa; Chordata; Mammalia; Carnivora; Felidae
Product: mesothelin-like protein
Exons: 10
Coding region: 916-2751 (611 amino acids)
Biological process (GO): cell-matrix adhesion
Cellular component (GO): cell surface
Source: RefSeq, a predicted model, not a curated record